AUGUCCUCACCACCAGAUAUAGACCCAUACGCAGUACUUGGUGUCGCCAAGGAGGCCACUAUCCCUGAAAUCAGGGCCGCCCACCGAAAGCGGGUUCUCAAGUGCCAUCCGGACAAGAUCCAAGAUGAGUCGCAGCGGAUUGCUGCCCAAGAUGAAUUCCAGAAAGUCCAACAAGCCUAUGAACUUCUCUCAGAUGAUGUCCGACGGACUAAACAUGACCAAAAAGUCAAGAUAGCCGAAUUGAAGCGUGAACUACUGGAACGCAGACGAACAGAGUCGGCGUACAACGCUUCACGAGGGAACGGAUCCGCCAAUCGCGAAUUCCGCAAUGGCCACAUCGUGGAGGAGAGAGUCCCGAUGGAAGUCUUCUUUGAGGAAUCAAUGCGAUUCACGGACGAACCACGCACUAUGUCUCGCAAAUUCGAAGAGUUUGGCGUGCGCUCAAAGUCAAAACCAACAGAGGAGAAGAAGAAGGCUCGAGCACCGACGAGUACAUAUCACCAAGCGAAGGAACAGCGGGACACGGCCAAGGCGACACAUUCCGACCGCGCGAAGACCCGCGAUCAGGAGCGACGACGACAGCGACAGGCCGAGGCCAAGUACGACAGUACUUUCGAUAUCUGUGCAGAAUCCGACGAUGCAUCUGAUUCCAGUGCUCCCCGCUACGUUUACAAACGAACUUCAACCCCCCGCCGAGAGCGUGAGCGUGAUUCACGAUCCCGACCAUCAGAAUCCUCUCGUCGCCGUGAACGCCGUUACGACGAAGAUGACGAUGUCUCCGAUCACUGGCAAUCCAAGAUCGAGAGUCAGUACUUCAAUGCAGAGGAUUAUAUCGCAUCCAAAGCCCGGAAGUCCAAGUCCCCACGACAGUACCAUGGUCACGACUUGGCGGAACCAGAGUCGUCCACUUUGCGAUCCGCGGGACGGUCCACCCGCACCCGUCGUCGUUCUUCGUCGCGCGACAGAUCCUACGAGCACCUAGAGUCGCCCCGAGCCUACGAGGUCAAGCCACCCAAGAUGCAACCCUCCGCAACCUCCCCGGGUAUCAAGGUGCCUCUCCGCCCUUCGUUCCUCAACACCCGUGCCGCAACCAGCUCUAGCUUCCGCCAAAAGCGGGAGAGCCGCGACUCAACACUCUACGAAAUGGCUCACGAGCCACUGCCAUCGCGAACUUCCAAAGCGCGCGAUCGCAACGAUUCGGGCUACUCCAGUCCCGGUACCCCUGAAAUGCCCCCGAGGGGCACCUCUCCCAAGACCGCAACCCGCUACAAGGUCGUCCAGGAGCCAGACCACGUCGUCGUAGAACCGAAGUCGUCAAAGUACCGCUCGGCGAGGUCCCCCGACCGGGAUCGCAUAUCCUCUACACGGCCGGUACCCAAGCGAAGCAGUACCUUCCAAGCCUACACCGAAGGCGCGCCUAGGGUUGAGACUCGGUCUGCGCGCCCUUCUUCUCGACCCCAUCCGGUCGAAUACAUCACUACUGCUCCGAAAGAGAACAUCAAAUACAGCCGGACAUACAAGCCAGAAGAUGUCACUUACUCGCCGAGGCGCGCCUAUUACUACGAUGAAGAAUAUCGUCCUCCUGCUGUGGGAAGACGCCAGUCUGCCUAUUAA
Messenger RNA from Penicillium mononematosum, 1614 nucleotides. RefSeq names its product J domain-containing protein. The coding region runs from base 1 to 1614 and encodes 537 amino acids. Gene Ontology annotation, cellular component: cytoplasm. The transcript has a single exon. Gene Ontology annotation, biological process: protein refolding. The record is from RefSeq and is a predicted model, not a curated record. NCBI's taxonomy places the organism in Eukaryota, Fungi, Ascomycota, Eurotiomycetes, Eurotiales, Aspergillaceae.